CUCGCAGUCCGCGUGUAGCGCUUCACCAUAUUGUCCAAUCCUGGUCUCGUAUCUGUCCGCACCCACCUUUCCUUUGCCGUUCCAUGGCUAGCCAGAAGAGGAUGCAUGCUGCGAACACGUGAGCCUGAGACAUGAGGCCUUUACUCAGUACAGUACACCCGUCCACGCCGUCCACCGCCAGUCCAGGAUGCCAGGAACGGGCCUCGGGUGCCCAGGCCUUGCCCGCUACUAGCAUCUACCACCGCGUCCGGGAAGGGUGACGGAGACGGAAAUUCUGCCUUCUUCACCAUCACUUCUAGGAACCACAUGGGUCCCGAAAUGCAUCCGUGAUGACUUUGGCCUUUAUACCCUUUUUCCAAAGUUUAUAGUGUGUUUGAUUUAUCAUCGUGUGACCUAUUGCCUCUUGCCAACUGUCAGGAAGGCUUGCGUUGUCGAGCAUGGUGGGCGUCCCAAAAAGUACUGGAUGCGGCAUUUGUCGAAAGAGAAAGAUCAAAUGCGACGAAAACUGGCCGCAUUGUUUGAACUGCCAGAAAAAUGGGAAAUGCUGUCCAGGCCCUCCUGCGCGCCAUACAUUCAAAGAUCUCGGACCCAGACUAAAUCUUGGCGCCACUGUGGUCCGAGAAGACAACAGUCCUGCGGCACUAGACCAGCGCUAUAGAAGUCUGACACAGCUGAACGAGAAAUUUGCGGAAAAUGGAUCGGUCCUUCAUAAAUUCAGGAUUUCGCACAAAGGCUGUAGGCCUCAGACAAAAACGUCACGGCGGUCAAGUUCAACCAGCCUAAGCCCUCCAAAAUCUCCCCUCCUUAGACAGCCCUCGCCGUCUCAGCAUCAUGAACUUGCUCGAGCCCUGAUCGUAGCGAUUACUACAGGUGGUGCUGGACACCGCAUGUCUGUGUUUGGACGGUUUAUCCGAGAGGUCCCUGCGAGGAUCGGACACAAUGCAGCACUCGACGCAGCGGUAGCUGUCCUGGCCAACGCACACACUUCGCUCAUCCACAAGAAGAUGUCAAAUGAGAUUGUGUCUCCGGAGCUGUAUAUUCGAGCGAUCAAGACGUUGCAGUCAAGCCUGGAAGACCCCCAGCAGGGCCUGUCUACCAACACCCUCUGCGCGUCGGUACUCCUUGGCUUAGUAGAGGCACUGGCGGGACCAAGAGUAGGGAACCGCUACUUGGCUCACGUAGGCGGCGCAGGUCGAUUGAUGGAGCUGCAAGGCCCUGAAAAGUACCGAGAUCCGUUUGCAAAGGAAAUACUACGUUUCAACCGAGGCGGCAUAAUCGUCACCUCUAUAUACGAGCGAGAGGAAUGUUUUCUCAUCUCACCUGAAUGGCGGAACAUAGCGUUCGACAAAAGCGGACUUGGAUUCGACGACUGCCUACACACGGAUCUGAUGCAAUACAUGGCGGAACUUCCGGGCAUCUUUCACGAUCUGAAGCAGUUGAGGAGCCAGGCUACCUUCCCAUCCAUGGACACCAUGGAGCAUCAUCUUAGGAGUAAUCGCCGUGAGCCGCUUGGUGGCCAACUCUCUGACACUUUCCCAUCGCUGGAUUUCUCACCCGAUAGCUUUGAUAGUUUUGAUCUCCUUAGCAAGUUACAGCCUGUAGACACACCGUGCUCGGUCAACGCAGAUAUAUGUUUGUACCUACCCGCUCGGAUAGCCUUGUUACACAAAGUACAGGACCUCAAAGACGCGCUCUGUAAUUUAGGGACCCAUAUGGAUGCUAAGCUUGCCAAUGGCACCACUAUGUGCGAAUUCGCCACGAUGGAGGAGCAAAGUCCGAUUCACACAAGCUAUCAUUUCAACAACUGGAGCGAUAUGACCGCGUACAACUGCUUCUGGUCUGUCCUGAUCUUGACCAACAAGAUCAUGAUGCGACUGCUACCACCCUUUGAUCCGGCCAUCUAUGACCUUGAAUCCGAGUGCCGGUCGGUCGCUCUUCAGAUCUGUAAGACUUGGGAGGAUGCUUGGGCCACUAAACCGAUAGGCGCGUUCCAUACGGGUUUGAGCUUCGUCUUGGCCUUUGAGUAUUGCACCCCUGAUGUGCAAGAGUGGAUCGUUAGAGGCUUAAAUUCGCUCUUGGACUAUCAAAUGGUAGAUGCAUUUCGAUGGUCUGAAGAUGUUAUAACAAUGAUGUCGUCAAAGCUCGCUGGAGAAGGGCCUGAUUUGGUCUUUUCGAACGUGAACCUUUCGAACGAGACACAAUAGUAGCACUAUCGCUAGAUCUAAGGUCAUAGGAUAAUUGAUUUCUAUACAUCAGUACGAUGGCAGGGCGGGGGCGAUGAGGCCUUGUCACUUUAUAUGAAUCUACCACAUUUCCAGUAUGCAACCUCCCUUGGGAGGGUGAGACAUCUAUUCUGGGC
Messenger RNA from Cucurbitaria berberidis CBS 394.84, 2359 nucleotides. RefSeq lists its product as uncharacterized. Gene Ontology annotation, molecular function: zinc ion binding; DNA-binding transcription factor activity, RNA polymerase II-specific. Gene Ontology annotation, biological process: regulation of DNA-templated transcription. The coding region runs from base 438 to 2204 and encodes 588 amino acids. The transcript has 4 exons. The record is from RefSeq and is a predicted model, not a curated record. NCBI's taxonomy places the organism in Eukaryota, Fungi, Ascomycota, Dothideomycetes, Pleosporales, Cucurbitariaceae.